Xenopus laevis (African clawed frog) is the source of this 1498-nucleotide messenger RNA. It is a transcript of the gene bspry.L, whose product is annotated as B-box and SPRY domain containing L homeolog. The coding region runs from base 1 to 1251 and encodes 416 amino acids. Lineage: Eukaryota; Metazoa; Chordata; Amphibia; Anura; Pipidae. The transcript is spliced from 6 exons. The record is from RefSeq and is a predicted model, not a curated record. Gene Ontology annotation, cellular component: cytoplasm.
AUGUCGGGGCCCCAGACUUGGGCAGGAGACUGGAUCCGGGAGGAGCAGGAGCCCAAUGACCCCGCAAUGAUCCCGCCCGCACAGCCCGACACUGCGGAGCCGCAAACUGGAGGGACCUGCCGGGAACACGGGGGGCAACUGCUCUGGUUCUGUUUCCCGGACAACAAACUCAUCUGCCCCCAGUGCCGGAGCCGCUGCCUCAACCACAGAACUGUCCCCUUGGCGGAGAGAGCCGCCCACAUCCGGAACAAGAUGGUGGACCGGUGUGAGAAACUGCAACUGCAGACGGCUGGGAUAGAAAAGUACUUGGGGGAGACCCUACCCGCAAAGACCCCACGUGUUGCGGCGACAGCCAGAGAGGCCCGGGAGCUGGUGAUCCAGAGACUGAACCUGAUCAGGUCGGUGUGUGACAAUGAGGAGCAGCGGCUGCUGGAAGAGAUCCAUGCGGAGGAAGAGAGAGCCCAGCAGGGAAUCCUCACCCAACGUGCCCACUGGAGCCAAGCGGCCCACAAACUCUCCAACAUUAGGUCCUACCUGGUGGACACACUGACCGAGCUCGAUGACCUCAGCCUCGUUAAUUCGGAUGAAGCCAUAGAAGAGAGGACAGAGGAAGCAGAAGGAAUCUUAGAGCCGCAGGAUUCGGACAAGUUAAACUUUAACCCAAACUGCGUCCAGAGUCCAAUGCUGAACAGACUGUGGGCUUCCUCCAUGUUCUGCUGCAGCACAGUGUGUGAGGACCUGGCGUUUAAUAUGAAGACCACGGGGCCCCUGUUGGCGCUGACAGAGGACAAGAUGCUGCGGUUUCUCCAGAAAAAGCCCAAGAACUAUUCCGACGAGCCGGAACGCUUUAACCACUGGCCCAACUGCUUGGCUAACAAGUCGUUCCAAGGUGGCACCCACGCAUGGAAAGUGAACGUGGAAAAAAGUGGCGCCUACAAACUGGGCGUGGCCUACUGGUCCAUGGCACGCAAGGGCUCGGGAAAUGACUCCCGACUGGGGUACAACCCAAACUCCUGGGUAUUUUCCCGAUACGACAAGGACUUCUGCUUCUCCCACAAUUCUGAGCAUCAGACGGUGGAACUGCUCAGAAGCCCCAAACAAAUCGGGGUUGUGCUGGAUUUCGACCUGGGGGAACUCAUCUUUUACGACCCCAUCGCUUGCGUUAUUCUCUAUACCCACCAGACCAGGUUCCGACACCCCGUUUUCCCUGUCUUUGCUGUUGCAGACGAGACCAUAGCCCUCAUACAGUGAGACUAAAGGGGAACUUUUACUAUUUAUAUGCAAAGGAAUAUUUUCCCAACAGAAACUGCCCAAAUAAUAGUGUUACAUAGAAACAUCUUGGCUUAGCAGCAUCUGUACCCCAACAUCUCUGCACCACUUGUUUGGACUCUGUACAACAACCUUCUACUACAGCAGUGACAUCACAGGACUUUCUGUUUAUUCUCUGUUACCCACAUUUGUACUGUAUUUAAUUUGUACUAUAAAUUAUUGUCACCUC